CAUCACCAAAUCAUACAAGCUAGUCAUGGAGCUUCAAGAAGCAGGGUCGUCAAUGGCCUCGCAAGGUAGGCUACGAGCAUCCUCACCUGCCAUCAGCGCUGACGAUGGGAAUCGCGCCUCUUCUGCCGCCCUACCAUCACCGCGAUCCCAUCGGAGGCGGCGGCGGCGCACGCUACGUCGUGUGAUGAGCUGCUCUUUCCUCUCCCUCUUCCUCGCCCUCUUCAUCGCCUUGGCUCUCCCACUUGUGGCACCUACUCUAUUUAUCACGCCGGCUCAAGCUCAGCAGGUGCAAGACUUCUUCGAGGCGGGCGCAGCAGAGACGCGGCCCCCGAUAGCGGAAGAGGCUGCUCUCUACAGUAAUGGCAGCGAGGUCGAGUCGGCUCAGGGAGGAGGUAGAGGGAGCGCAGGAAGUAGAAGUCAUCGUGGACAUACAGACAAUUGGGCAGUCCUAAUCUGUGCUAGUCGCUUCUGGUUCAACUAUAGACACAUGGCCAAUACCCUCGGCCUCUAUCGAGUAGUGAAGCGUCUGGGUAUUCCCGACUCUCAAAUCAUCCUCAUGCUAGCAGACGACGUAGCUUGUGAUACCCGCAACAAGUUCCCUGGCAACGUGUGGGCAGACGCCAAUCGCGCCAUUGACCUGUAUGGAGAUGAGAUCGAGGUCGACUAUAAAGGUAGAGAGGUGACGGUGGAGAAUGUCAUCAGGCUCCUGACUGGACGUCACCCCUCUUCACAUCCCUCUUCCAAGCGUCUCCUCUCCACAUCUACUUCCAACGUCCUCCUCUAUCUCACAGGUCACGGCGGUGAAGACUUUCUCAAGUUCCAAGACGCCGAAGAAUUGGGCGCUUGGGAUCUGGCAGAUGCAAUUGCGCAGAUGAGGGAGAAAAGGCGGUAUAAUGAGUUGCUGUUGCUCGUCGAUACGUGUCAGGCUAGCUCGAUGUACAGUAAGCUCUACUCGCCGGGGGUCAUUGGAGUUGGGAGCGCACUGACGGGUCAAAACAGCUAUUCGCACCACUCCGACUCGGAUCUAGGCAUCGCCCUCAUCGACCGUUUCACUCGGCAUAUCCUCUCCUUUCUCUCCUCAAUCGAAAAGACGUCCAACGUCCGGCUUGUGGAUCUCUUUGCCAGCUUUGAUCCAAAGCAACUCUACUCCACACCGGGCAUACGCACCGAUCUCUUUGAAGGAGACGAUGGAUCGACGAGGAGGCUGGAGGAUGUCAAGCUCACUGACUUUUUCGGUGGGAGGAGAAGAGGAGUGCGCGUACUGCCGCCCAGCGGAUGGAGGACAGGUGGUGAGCGAGCCUCUCAGCGCAAAAGGCUCGACCUUGUACAGGGAAAACCAUUGUUACAAUUUCCUUGAGCUAUCCAAAGUCACGAUUUCCAUAGAGAUUCACAUGCUCACGCU
Microstroma glucosiphilum is the source of this 1402-nucleotide messenger RNA. RefSeq lists its product as hypothetical. NCBI's taxonomy places the organism in Eukaryota, Fungi, Basidiomycota, Exobasidiomycetes, Microstromatales, Microstromataceae. The transcript is spliced from 4 exons. Gene Ontology annotation, biological process: proteolysis; protein localization to cell surface; attachment of GPI anchor to protein. Bases 185 to 1357 code for a protein of 390 amino acids. Gene Ontology annotation, molecular function: GPI-anchor transamidase activity. Gene Ontology annotation, cellular component: GPI-anchor transamidase complex. The record is from RefSeq and is a predicted model, not a curated record.